ACAUUCGAUUGUUCCCCACUGGUGUUCUGUUCACUACAAUACUACUCAAAAGGAAAUAAGCCAUAAUGAUAAACUCAUUAAAACAAAAAAAACAGAUAAAGAAUUAUUUACCCAUUACUCCAAUUUGAUUGGUUAAUUAUGAUACACCAAUAAAUUUCCCCAGUUUCCGCCCGAUUUUAUUGAUUUUUUUUCUUCAUUUGAUUGAAAAAAAAUAUUAUUUAUUCAAUAAUUAUUUAAUUAAUAAAUAGUCUCAUGACAACUACAAUUAAUACAACUACUGCUACUACUACUACAACAACAGUAUCCAACUUUAUAAAAAUUUCCCUUGGCUCCUGAUCCUCCUCCUCCUCCUCCUCCUCGUGGCCCCCCACCAAAGAAAAACACACAUAUAAUAAAACAUAAUUAUAAUGCAAUCGAAACAAAAUUCAUUUCAUAAAUAUCCAUCCUUUGUAAAAUCACCUGAAGAAUUUGAAAAACUUUUAUUACAAUGUCCAUUUAUGUCAAUAAUUCAUUCAACAAAAAUAAAUAAAAAUAAAUUCAAUCAUAAAAUAAAUAAAAAAUCAAUAAAUAAUCAACAAAAUCAAUUAAUUAAAUCCAAUGAUAUUCAAUUACAUAAUCAAUUAUCAAUUAUAUCAAAUGAGAAUUGUAUAGAAAUAAAUCAAUCUAAAGACAACUCUUCUAAAAACGAAGAGAUGAUCAUAAAAGAUACAAAAAUUAAUCAUAUAGAAUAUCAUCCCGAAAAUCAUAAUGAACAAACGAUUACUAACAUAAACUACUUAAAUUCAUUAAGUAGUAUAAAAAAAUCACGUUUAAUUAAAGAAUUUAAUUCAUUAUCUAUAGAUGAACAAAAUGAAGAGAAUGAAUUACGUUAUAAACAAUUAAAUAAAUUAUAUGAAUUAAUUCAAUCAGAUCCAGGGCGUUAUGGACAAUUAUCCAUUGAAAAUAUUAUUGAACAAAUGAAUCAUUUUUAUUUAUAAACAAAAAAACAAAAAAAAAAACAAACAAAAAUAAAAAAAAGUUUUUUUUUUUGUAGUACAAUGUAAGUGUAAUUGAAUGUUGAAUGAAUGCAAAUGUUUACGGGAAUGAAAAAAAAUAACGGAACAAAACAAACAAACAAACAAACAAACGAAUGAACAUCCUAUUGACUCUAUUCAUUAGAUGUAGUUACAACCCUAUUCAUUCUACAUAGUUUGAUUGUUAUUAACGAAUAAACAUUGUAGACAAAAGUAUAUAUAUAUAUAUAUAUA
Messenger RNA from Schistosoma spindalis, 1247 nucleotides. NCBI's taxonomy places the organism in Eukaryota, Metazoa, Platyhelminthes, Trematoda, Strigeidida, Schistosomatidae. The record is from the annotation of a GenBank genome assembly.